Messenger RNA from Dicrocoelium dendriticum, 683 nucleotides. NCBI's taxonomy places the organism in Eukaryota, Metazoa, Platyhelminthes, Trematoda, Plagiorchiida, Dicrocoeliidae. The record is from the annotation of a GenBank genome assembly.
AUGUCCGUUACCCACGAUUCUUCUCAUGCUCCGGCGUUUCCGAUUGGCCAACAGCUUCUUCGACUCUGCCUCAAAGAAGUGUUUGUAUUUCGCGUGAUGCAGUCGGAUCCAAAUUGGUCGAAUUUCUUGUACAAUCCGAGUACCGGGAAGCUAGUCAUCCUGGAUUUCGGCGCCUCUAGAGAUUACGAUAAAAAGUUUGUGGACGUAUACAUCCGGCUCAUUCAUGCUGCUGCCGAAGGAAACCGCGAUGGCAUACUCGAAUACUCGCAGAAGCUUGGUUUUCUCACCGGAUACGAGACAAAGGUUAUGGUCGACGCACACGUGGAUGCAGUGAGCAUAUUGGGCGAGGCAUUCUCUUCUAUUAAACCGUUUGAUUUCGGUCGUCAGUCGACAACACGACGUUUGAAUCGACUUAUCCCAAUUAUGAUGGAACACCGCCUGACUCCUCCGCCGGAUGAAAGUUAUUCUUUGCAUCGAAAGUUGUCAGGAUGUUUUCUGCUCUGUGGCAAGCUGCGAGCCGUGGUCGAAUGUCGUCCUCUUUUCUACGAUAUUUUUAAUUCUUACACUUUUGACACUCCCGAAACCGAGGUGGAUGCGACUACGUUAUCACGCUCAACUUAGGAUUCCAGACAAGCUUUUUUCUGUGCAUUUUCAUAGCAUAGAAUAUAAAGACUAUUGUUUCG